Messenger RNA from Camelina sativa (false flax), 291 nucleotides. Lineage: Eukaryota; Viridiplantae; Streptophyta; Magnoliopsida; Brassicales; Brassicaceae. The record is from RefSeq and is a predicted model, not a curated record.
AUGAAUCUUGAGAGUUUCAAAUGGGAAAGAGUUUAUUCUAUUGGAGAUGAGAUGUUGAGGUUUGGUCAUGGGGUUACCAUAGCUCCUUCUCUUGAAGAUUUGGGUUGUGGAACCAAGGGUGAUUCUAUCUAUUUCGUCGACAAUGACGUUUGGCCAGAUCAUCAAGAUCACGAUCAUCGUGUUUCCAACUGCGGUGUCUUUGAUAUUGCCACAUGUAGAGUAGAAUGGCCUAAGAAAUUAUAUGUUUCCAUAAAUAAAACUCAGUGGUUUGUUGGGGGAGUUGCUUAUUAG